UAUUUUCACUAAUUAAAUGGAUUUUAUUAAGGAAUCAAAUUUACGAGUACAUGGCAACAACGGAUUUGGCUGCAAAUUGUUAUUGGUGAAGAGAAUAAUUAAUUCGACCGUUUUUUUAUUUGUCCACAAAUCCUCCUAAUUUCAGUUAUUUUUCUGUUCCAAUGGUGGCGGGAAUUUCAGGAAAAAAAAAAAAACGAAAACAAAACGAGAGCGCUGAGAAGUGAACCAGAAAAAAAUGAACUGCACUGCCUCCAAUCAUCUGCUCUUCACGACCAGCCCAAAUCUCACUCUCAGAGGCGACCGCUCACCAAAGCAAUUGCUAUUCUUCUUCUGCAAAAUCCCAACUCCCUCUCCCAACGGUAACAUUCCACAAACAUACCAUACUCGCCAAAACUCAGUGUGCGGACGAGUUCAUUCACCACAUUUCUGCUCUUCUCAAGAUCCCAUUGAGAAAAAGACACAUGCCAUCACCGAAAUAUUCGUUCUAUUUGUAUUCUCUCUGACGCUUCUCUGCAUCCGCCUUCUCUCCAAUGCGCUUCUGCCCGAUUUUCCUCAGCGUUGGCGCAGUCUCGUGGCCUUUUCGGAAGAAGCUGAGGCCAGGGUCAGUGCUUAUCCUUCACAUUUGUGGAAAGCCAUUGUGGCUUAUGAGGAUCGGAGAUUCUUUAGCCAUUUUGGAGUCGACCCAGUUGGGAUUGCUCGUGCCGCGCUGUCCUUAUCGGCUCUCGGGGGCGGCAGCACCAUUACUCAACAGGUGGCUAUGUUCAACCCCGGUGCUCAACAGAAGAACUUCUAUUUGUGUAUCAUUCAUGUAGCGUCUGGUGCCAUCAUCUGGUCUGCUAAUCGUGAUGCUCCUGUCUCAAAUUAUGGUAAGAUGAAUCUAACAAUCAAUGGGAUUACUGUCACUGAUCAAGGUGGCAGUGUCAAAUGGGGGACACCUCCUUUAAAAUCAUCAGUUUCAGCAUUGUUGCUAGCUGAAACUGGUAAUCUUAUAUUGCUCGAUCAGUUCAAUGGUUCUCUUUGGCAGAGUUUUGAUUAUCCGACUGACACAAUUGUGAUCGGGCAACGUUUACCUGUUGGAACUUCAUUAUCCGGUGCUCUAUCAGAUAAUGACUUGUCAACCAGUGAUUACAGGUUUGUAGUUAGUACUUCUAAUGCGAUAAUGCAAUGGCAUGGAUUGACAUAUUGGAAACUGUCAAUGGACACCAGUGCUUACAAGAACUCGAAUUAUCUAGUGGAGUACAUGGCAAUGAACCAAACCGGUCUUUUUCUGUUUGGUCGAAAUGGAUCAGUUGUUGUAAUUCAGAUGGAUUUGUCUCCAUCUGAUUUUCGAAUUGCCAAGUUGGAUGCAUCUGGCCAAUUCAUCAUUAGUACCCUUUCUGGUACUGUGUUGAAGCAAGAAUAUGUUGGACCAAAAGAUGCUUGUCGAAUUCCAUUCAUCUGUGGCAGACUUGGUCUGUGUACUGACGACACUGCAUCAAAUUCCCCUGUCUGUUCUUGUCCAUCUGGCUUCCGCGCUGAUCCAAAAAGUGUGACUAAUUGUGUGCCAAGCGAUAGUUCGUAUUCUUUGCCAUCUCCUUGUAAUUUAACCAAUAGUGUCAGUCAAUCAAAUUUGUCGGUUGUUUCAUAUCUGAUGCUUGCCUAUGGUGUGGAGUACUUUGCCAAUAAUUUUUGGGAGCCAGUUCAAUAUGGUGUGAAUUUGUCGGUCUGUGAAAAUCUCUGUUCAGGGGACUGUUCUUGCUUGGGAAUAUUCCAUGAAAAUUCUUCUGGUUCUUGUUAUUUGGUUGAAAAUGUGUUGGGAUCCCUUAUUUCAAGCUCCACAAAUGAAAAUGUUCAGUUGGGCUGCAUCAAAGUUCUGGUUGGGUCUUCACCAAAUAUGGAUGGUAACAACAGUUCUAGUAAUCAAAGUCAGGAAUUUCCAAUAGCUGCUCUUGUACUCUUACCUUCAACUGGGUUCUUCCUGUUUGUUGCACUAGGAUUUCUCUGGUGGAGAAGGUGGGGAUUCUCCAAGAACAGGGACCUAAAAUUAGGCCACUCAAGCUCGCCUUCUUCUGAAGACCUGGAUGCCUUCUCCAUUCCAGGCUUACCUAUAAGGUUUGAAUAUGAAGAGAUUGAGGCAGCAACUGAUAAUUUCAAGACCCAAAUUGGGUCAGGUGGGUUUGGUGCCGUUUACAAGGGUAUAAUGCCUGAUAAAACCCUUGUGGCAGUAAAGAAGAUAACCAAUUUGGGUGUCCAAGGGAAAAAGGAGUUCUGCACUGAGAUUGCAGUUAUUGGAAAUAUCCACCAUGUCAAUUUGGUCAAAUUGAAAGGGUUUUGUGCCAAGGGGAGGCAGCGGCUAUUGGUUUAUGAGUAUAUGAAUCGUAGCUCAUUAGACCGGACUCUCUUCUCUAAUGGACCUGUUUUAGAAUGGCAAGAGAGGGUUGAUAUAGCUCUUGGAACAGCACGUGGGCUUGCAUACCUGCACAGUGGGUGUGAACAUAAGAUCAUCCAUUGUGAUGUUAAGCCUGAGAACAUUCUCUUGCAUGAUAAUUUCCAGGCAAAGAUAUCUGAUUUUGGGCUCUCGAAGUUGUUAAGUCCUGAAGAGUCCACUCUAUUCACAACAAUGAGAGGCACUCGUGGCUAUCUUGCACCAGAGUGGCUUACUAGCUCUGCAAUCUCAGACAAAACAGAUGUUUAUAGUUUUGGAAUGGUUCUGCUUGAACUUGUGAGUGGAAGGAAGAACUGCUCAUUAAGAACACAAAGCCAUAGCAUUGAUGAUGGAAGUAGUGGUGGUGGCCACUCUUCAUUGUUGUCUGGGUCAGAACCUGUGUACUUCCCACUAUUUGCAUUGGAGAUGCAUGAGCAAGGGAGGUAUUUGGAGCUUGCUGAUCCCAGGCUAGAGGGGCGGGUGACAAGCGAAGAGGUGGAGAAGUUAGUUCUUGUGGCUUUGUGUUGUGUUCAUGAGGAGCCAACACUGAGGCCAUGUAUGGUUAGUGUUGUUGGCAUGUUAGAAGGUGGGAUAACUUUAAGUCAGCCAAGAACAGAAUCUUUAAAUUUCCUGCGCUUUUAUGGACGGCGAUUCACUGAGGCUUCCAUGGUAGAAGAGACUGAUGGGCAACAGACUGUUGUGUUGUAUCCACAAGCAAAUGCUUCUCUUACAAGCAUUAGCGGUUCACACACUUCCUUCUCUUACAUCUCAUCACAGCAGAUCUCAGGCCCAAGAUAGUGUUGAAUAUCCGAGGUUUUCAUGGCUAGUGUAUAGUUUGUUGUCUAUGAGUGGAGAGCCUCAAAACAUAUGCAACUCAAAAUCCCACUGCACACUUCAUUCUCUUAGUAGGAACUCUACUAAAUGAAUGCUUCUUAUGUCACGUUACAAAAUCCAAGGUUGAAUUGUUGUGGGUUGUGUGGCUUGUGCAACGUGUUUAUUUGGAAUCACUAUUUAGAUUUUAUUGUAACAAUUUAGAUGUCCAUCCAUACUUUGUAAUUUUUUUUAUCAUAAUUUGAUUUUGUGAUUCUCAUAUCUUCCUACAAUAUAUGAGAUUGUGCUAAAACAUUGAUGUCUAUGUGAUUUAUUAAGUGUUUAUUGUGAGUGGCUGGCCAUAUAGUGUAUAUGUUUUUGGCACUCCAUUGAAUAACAUGUUCUUUGCUAUUUUUAACUC
This is a messenger RNA of Vitis vinifera (wine grape), 3635 nucleotides long. RefSeq names its product G-type lectin S-receptor-like serine/threonine-protein kinase At5g35370. Gene Ontology annotation, molecular function: protein kinase activity; ATP binding. The transcript has 2 exons. The record is from RefSeq and is a predicted model, not a curated record. Bases 236 to 3202 code for a protein of 988 amino acids. Gene Ontology annotation, biological process: protein phosphorylation; recognition of pollen. NCBI's taxonomy places the organism in Eukaryota, Viridiplantae, Streptophyta, Magnoliopsida, Vitales, Vitaceae.